Molecule: messenger RNA, 1193 nt
Organism: Selaginella moellendorffii
Lineage: Eukaryota; Viridiplantae; Streptophyta; Lycopodiopsida; Selaginellales; Selaginellaceae
Exons: 2
Coding region: 289-1026 (245 amino acids)
Source: RefSeq, a predicted model, not a curated record
UUCCAUUUGCCCUCAUCUCUUUCUUUCGUCUUUGCUUUGUCCGUUUUCUCCUGGUUUACAUUCUUUCCGAGGCUGUGCUGCUGCGAUGGCGCUAGCGAUGCCGAUGCCGAUGGCGAGCCGCGCGCCAUAGCCGCGGUUCUUCCAGGCUCAUCGGCUCAUCGCCAAUUGGCCACAAAUCUUUCGGCCGGAGGCGGAAUUCGGGGUCGCGCGAUCGCGAGGGCGAGGGUUUUGCUGCGUGGAUCUUGCGCGAUCAGAUCGCAUUUCUAGCUCUAGCGUUGGCACGCGGGGAUGGUCUGCCGGAGCCUGUCAAGAGCUUGCAGAAUCAUCAAGCGGCAGUGUGGAAUGGUGAAGUCCGUCAUGCUCUCGGACCGUCUGACCUUCGGCUCCUCGAGCAGCACCAGCGGUAGCAGCAGCACAACCAGGUACAAACCAGUUAGAUCAAAGAAGCAAGCAAAUGGUGGCGGCGGCGGCGUAAACAGCCACCACCACCAAUCAUCGCCACCUUGCGACCGCUGCUCCACCGCCGCCAUCGACAUCCUCAUCCUCUUGGUGGCUCUCGCCGCCUGCGCCUUCCUCUUCACGCCAUACUUCAAGCUGGUGUGCAACGAGAUCAUCGAGAUCCUCCCGGCAACGUUCCUCUUCAUCGGCGAGGUCGUGUACGAGGCUCCCGUCGCCUACGCGCUGGCGGCGGUGCUCACCUCGGCGUCGGUGAUCGGGAUGUGGGAGCUGUACCAGUUUAAGUCGAGGAAGUGCGGCAACCCGUCGUGCAAGGGGCUGAAAAACGCCAUGGAGUGCGACAUCCAGCUCGAGACGGAGGAGUGCGUCAAGAGCUCGCCGCCGACCAACGCUGUGCUGCUGGACAAGGGGCUGCAGCUGGCGCAGGAUCAAAAGGAGCUGGAGGCGGAGCUCAAGAGGAUGGCUCCUCCAAACGGGCGGGCGGUGCUGGUUUUUCGAGCUCGGUGUGGCUGCCCCGCCGCCAGAUUCGAGGUGUGGGGAUCCAAGCGGCCCCGCCGCUCCAAGAAGUGAGGAAGAUCACUCCGGGGAGCCACGAAAAAGCAGCAACAGGAAGAAGGACGAACAAAAAGAACGAGCGUCUCUCUCGUCACUCUCUCGUCUCGUUGCAUUUCACGGCCCUGGGAAAUAUUUUCCAGGGUGUUUAUAUUAAUAAAUCCGCGAAAUAAAAGACUGGCUAA